AAGAUAAGAACGGCCGUUAUCUGCAAUAAAAUCUGUAUAAGUGACGAUAAAACGAUAUACUAGUCCGAUAACAAUAAUUAUCGCUCCAUCACGCCGCUGUAAUACAACCCUGCAUACACGCAGACUUUUUCACCACAGCAUGGCGGCUUUGGCAGCUGUAGCACACACACUCGCACAUAUUCACUCGUAAACGUUUGCGCAAAGAAAAAACACCGAAAAUUUUAGGCAUCGGAAAAAUACGCGUUACAUUACUAAAUUAUAAACAAAUAAAAUAAAUACCGCUUGAAAAAUGUCGAUUGGUGUACCAAUUAAAGUUCUACACGAGGCUGAGGGCCACAUAAUCACUUGCGAGACUAUCACCGGUGAAGUCUACCGCGGCAAGCUCAUCGAGGCGGAAGACAAUAUGAAUUGCCAAAUGACACAAAUCACGGUUACCUAUCGGGAUGGACGCACUGCCAAUCUGGAGAAUGUGUACAUACGCGGCUCGAAGAUACGUUUUCUCAUACUGCCCGACAUGUUAAAGAAUGCGCCGAUGUUUAAAAAGCAGACCGGCAAAGGCCUUGGUGGGACGGCCGGUCGCGGCAAAGCAGCAAUACUGCGAGCACAGGCGCGCGGACGAGGUAGAGGAACGGGUCCGCCUGGAGGAGGGCGAGGCGGUGGUGGCCCACCUGGUGCACCCGGUGGCGGCGGACGCGGAGCCUGGCAAGGCGGCCCAACAGGCGGACGUGGACGCGGUGGCUUGUAAGAGAAGGCAGCAAACAGGAGCACAUUCUACUAAUAUAAUUUAAGGGCAUUUAAUCUUAGCGGGCGGGGCGCGAAAAAACGGAGCAUGUUGAAGAUCUUAUAUUGUCACAGAGAAUGAACAAGACGAUAGAAAUGAAACUUGAAUUUCAAACUGUGAGACCCUUGUCGUUAUUUGGGCUAGAGGAGAGGGAGAAGAGGAAACCAACACCAAUUAAGAGGACAAACUGACAAGAACACAUAGAUAAUAUAUAUAUAGAUUAUACAUAUAUAUCGUCGCUUUUCGAAUAUUAUACAAAGAGAGCAAUUCCAUGACAGUAUUAAAAUAUGUAUAUAACUUGACUGUCGACGGAUAGCUCUCUUCAUUUCGCUAUUCGCUGAAUUGUUUAGCGUUUGAGCUAAAAGUACGAAGGACAUUGGCAGACAGAGAACAGUUUAGUAAUUUGGUUAUUCGGGUUAGUUUGGGCAACGUCGAAUA
Drosophila hydei is the source of this 1219-nucleotide messenger RNA. RefSeq names its product small nuclear ribonucleoprotein Sm D3 (gene SmD3). The record is from RefSeq and is a predicted model, not a curated record. Gene Ontology annotation, biological process: RNA processing; spliceosomal snRNP assembly. The transcript is spliced from 2 exons. NCBI's taxonomy places the organism in Eukaryota, Metazoa, Arthropoda, Insecta, Diptera, Drosophilidae. Gene Ontology annotation, molecular function: RNA binding. The coding region runs from base 290 to 745 and encodes 151 amino acids. Gene Ontology annotation, cellular component: spliceosomal tri-snRNP complex; U5 snRNP; pICln-Sm protein complex.